Molecule: messenger RNA, 654 nt
Organism: Parnassius mnemosyne (clouded apollo)
Lineage: Eukaryota; Metazoa; Arthropoda; Insecta; Lepidoptera; Papilionidae
Source: the annotation of a GenBank genome assembly
AUGCUGACAAAGGCUUUGAUACUUUCGCUUGCGGUUACGGCCUGCUUAGCCGAUGAAAUAGUGCGACCAUGUGCCUUGACGGACCUGGCUUGCAUUAGGCGCAAUCUUGCUAUAAACUCGCGCUGCAACCCAAACGUGCUGGGGCGUGUCCCAGCUGAGUACAGCGUGCAGCUGUUGAAGUUUUACGCACCAUAUUUCAACUCCAGCUACGAAGACUAUAACCUUAUAGUCAGAAACCAUAAUAGAUGCAGAGUUUCCGAGUUUUUUUUCAAUCUGUCAAGUGAAACAGUCUUGCUGGGGCUAGACUGUCCCCAACUGGAAUUUGAAUCGAACCGCACUGUGAUCCAGCACGCUACGUUUAAGGAAGACAAAUACUUUAGUUACAGAUAUAAAGGAAAUUAUCCAUUGGUUCGCUUGACCACAAACCUGCGCUAUGACAAUGAGCUGAAUUUGUGUAAGUCCUUCACUUUUGCUGAUGUCACCGCCCUGCCAGCUUUUCUUAUCAGUCCAAAUGAUCCGAGGACAGAAAAUUACCUCUCCAGAGACCUCACGGAACUUAACAUUUUUGAAAGGGAAACUUUCUUCUGGCGCGCAUCGUUAUUAGCUAGGUAUUUUAUCAAUUUAAUUCUUUGUGACUUUGGAUGUAACUAUUAA